This is a messenger RNA of Elaeis guineensis (African oil palm), 1598 nucleotides long. RefSeq lists its product as uncharacterized. Lineage: Eukaryota; Viridiplantae; Streptophyta; Magnoliopsida; Arecales; Arecaceae. The record is from RefSeq and is a predicted model, not a curated record.
GAUUUUUUGAAGUAUUUGAUUCAUGAAUGAAAUUAAAAUAAAAUUUAAUUUUUUUUAAAAAAAUUAGUAUUAAGCUCUGGGUAGACCGUUGAUCUUGAAAAAUAAGAACACCGUGUUUGUUUAUCGUAUCUUCUCUGUAUAUCUUGAUGAAAUCGAAGCCGUCCAUCAAAACACUCCCCACACUGUAUACAGGCACCCGCCAAGAUCAUCCGAUAAAAAUUGACCACGAACGUGCCCUGGCCAAAGAUGGCCCGGUUGGCGUCCUUUGCCCAGGCGAGAGCGACUGAGGCGGUGGGCGGGAUCCCGGGAAUGAGCGAGCGAGAUACUCCCCGUUUCGACUCCUUCGUCCGGUUCGGGCCGUGAAGUAGACGCAAAAGAAGAGAAGACUAUGGAAGGCAUGGAGUCGAGGGACGACGAGGAGGCGGAGGCGGCGGCGAUGAGGACGAUGGGGUCGUACGGGGUGGCGGUGCGGGUGGUGGAGGAGGCGGCGGAGGAGAUCCUCCUGCUGUGGGCGAUCCAGCAGCCGGCGUCGCGGAGGCAGAACGAGUUCGUCCGCCACUCCUCCCUCUCCCUCCGCCUCGACGCCUGCGGCCAUCACCUCUCCAUCCUCCAAUCCCCUUCCUCCAUGAGCACACCUGGAGUGACGGGGGCGGUGAUGUGGGACAGUGGAGUAGUUCUUGGCAAGUUUCUGGAGCAUGCUGUGGAUUCCGGAAGGCUGGUACUCCAAGGCAAAAGAGUUGUUGAACUCGGCUCUGGCUGCGGCCUCGUCGGUUGUAUUGCUGCUCUUCUGGGUGCUGAUGUUAUACUUACCGAUCUUCCCGACCGACUGAGGCUCCUGAAGAAGAAUGUCGAAGACAAUGUAGAUGAAGGGAAUGCCCGCGGAUCAGCACGGGUCAGUGAGCUUACAUGGGGUGAUGAGCUGGAUGCUGAGUUCAUCGAGCCCUCCCCGCCGGAGUUUGUACUUGGAUCAGAUGUGAUCUACAGCGAAGGUGCAGUCAAAGAUCUACUGUUUACACUAAGGCAGCUUUCUGGCUGCCACACAACAAUUUUCCUGGCCGGAGAACUCCGCAACGAUGCUGUGCUUGAGUUCUUCUUGGAAAUUGCAAUGGAGGAGUUUCUAGUUGGUCAUGUCGAUCAAACACAAUGGCAUCCCGAUUACUGCAGUAACCGAGUAGCUCUUUUUGUUUUGGUGAAAAAAUCAUAGAGAAGAUUGCCAUCCUGUUUUCACUCAGAAUCUUUCUAGACAACUUCAGUUUGUUAUAUUUAUGUUCCAGUUUCAGUUGGGGGUGGAAGUGCAGUGAUCAGGAAUGGAACAGAGUCCUGGAGGAAAUUUAAAGAGCUAGAAGUUGGAUUGUUGUACCGUUGCAUUGUCUAUGAAUCAUUAUUUUUUGAAGCAUUUGUCAUGUUAGAAAGCCAUUCCCCCUGGUGCAGAUGCUCUAUUUAAGGGGCAGAUAAAGUGGAUUACAAUCAAGUGAGAGAAAUUUUUGUAUGUGAGAUUUAUGCUCAACUGGUAACAAUACAGACUAAUGUAAUGAUUAAGAAUUCCAGCAAUCAGUCUUAGUUGCAAUAUAAAGAAAAGUUCAGGGCUUUAAUAUGAU